This is a messenger RNA of Diaporthe amygdali, 1644 nucleotides long. Its product is annotated as small nucleolar ribonucleoprotein complex subunit. Gene Ontology annotation, cellular component: 90S preribosome; small-subunit processome; nucleolus. The record is from RefSeq and is a predicted model, not a curated record. Gene Ontology annotation, biological process: maturation of SSU-rRNA from tricistronic rRNA transcript (SSU-rRNA, 5.8S rRNA, LSU-rRNA). Gene Ontology annotation, molecular function: protein binding. Lineage: Eukaryota; Fungi; Ascomycota; Sordariomycetes; Diaporthales; Diaporthaceae. The transcript has 2 exons. The coding region runs from base 1 to 1644 and encodes 547 amino acids.
AUGGCUGAUGAGACAAAGGCGCAGCCUAAUGGCGCCCUGACGGUUCAACAUGCCAGAACAUCACUACUUUCAAAAGAGGAACAAGCAAAGCGGCGGCGACAAAAAUUAGCCAAUCGUGACUAUGGCCGGGGCAAGGGCGUCGACGUGCGCGGCGUUCGCGACAAGAAGUUGCGGACCAACAUGAAGAAGCAGGAGACAAAAUACCAGGAAGCCAUUUCGAAAGCGAAAGAUGCCGAAAUACUGUUGGAAAACGCACCCGGAUUCCUCGAGCCUGAACACGAACUCGAGCGAACGUACCGGGUCCGGCAGGACGAGAUCACAAGCGAGACAGCCGUGGGUACAGCGCAGAAGCGUUUUGAUUUGAAACUGGACGAACUUGGACCAUACCAUUGCGAGUAUACGAGGAAUGGCAAGGAGCUGUUGCUGGCGGGUCGCAAGGGUCAUAUUGCGACGAUGGACUUCCGGGAAGGAAAGUUGGGGUGCGAGCUUCAAUUGGGAGAGACUGUCAGAGAUGUGCGAUGGCUUCACAACAACCAGUAUUUCGCCGUGGCGCAAAAGAAGUAUGUCUAUAUCUAUGAUCGGAACGGUGUCGAGCUCCAUUGUCUGAAGAAACACGUCGAGGUGUCACACAUGGAGUUCCUACCAUAUCAUAUGCUCCUCGCGACGCUGGGAAUAUCGACCAAUCUGAAAUACCAGGACGUUUCGACCGGACAACUGGUCUCCGAAAUACACACAAAAGGCGGCGCUCCAUGCUCCCUCACACAAAACCCGUGGAACGCAAUAUGUCACAUUGGCCACCAGAACGGGACAGUCUCACUGUGGUCACCCAAUUCUUCCGAUCCACUCGUCAAACUUCUCGCACACAAAGGCCCAGUCCGCUCACUCGCAGUCGACCGCGAAGGCCGUUACAUGGUCUCGGCCGGGCAGGACAUGAAGAUGUCAGUCUGGGACAUCCGGAUGUUCAAGGAAGUCAACUCUUAUUUCACGAGAUCUCCUGCCUCUUCCGUGGCAAUAUCAGACAGCGGCUUGACAGCAGUGGGCUGGGGCACGAGCACGACGAUAUGGAAGGGCCUUUUCUCUAAACACAAAUCUGUCCAAGAAAAGGUACAAAGCCCAUAUCUGACCUGGGGCAAAGAGGGCAAGGCCGUGGAGCGAGUGCGAUGGUGUCCCUUCGAGGACGUGCUCGGGAUCGGGCACGAUCAGGGCUUCUCCUCUAUUCUGGUGCCCGGCGCUGGCGAGGCCAACUUCGACGCGCUCGAGGUCAACCCAUACGAGACCGCCAAGCAGCGGCAGGAGGCCGAAGUGAAGCAGUUGCUGAACAAGCUGCCUCCCGAGAUGAUCGCGCUGGACCCCAACUUCAUCGGCAACCUGGACCUGCGGUCCGAGAAGCAGCGGCAGGCCGAAAAGGACCUCGACGCGCCGGCCGUGAACAUCGAGGAGGAAAUCAGGAACAAGGCGCGCGGGCGCAACGGUGCGCUGAAGAAAUACAUCCGCAAGCAGAGGAAGCGAAACAUCAUCGACGAGAAGAGGAUGCGCGCGGACGAGAUUUGGGAAGAGCUGCAGAACAAGAACAAGGCACAGCACGAUCAGCAGAAGGAGGAGCUGGGGCCGGCCUUGGGGCGGUUCGCGAGGAAGGAGAGAUGA